Lactuca saligna is the source of this 1772-nucleotide messenger RNA. The record is from the annotation of a GenBank genome assembly. Lineage: Eukaryota; Viridiplantae; Streptophyta; Magnoliopsida; Asterales; Asteraceae.
AUGUUCGAAAUUCCAAGAUCAAGACUCGUUUACUUGGGGGCGGUGUUCUUGUUCGAUUUUGGGGGUAACGUAUUUGGGUUUCAGAAUUUAAGGACGAUGACUAGGAAAUCCUCUACUUGCGCUUUCUGCGAGAACUCGAAUCUUGCUUCUAUUUGUACGGUUUGUGUCAAUUACAGGUUGAAUUCAUAUGGCACAAAUUUGACAUCAUUAAAGAGUCGUCGAGAUUCUUUAUACUCAAAACUGAGUGAAGUUCUUGUUGCAAAGAGUAAGGCAGAUGAUCAAAUCAGCUGGAGAAUCCUUCAACAUGAGAAACUCGCCACAUUGAGAGAGAAGCUCCAUUUUCGAAAAGAACAGCUUUCAAAAGAUAAAGCCAAAGUUGAAAAAACGACUUCUGACUUAAAAGUCAGAUAUGAAUUGCUUGAAUCAGCCAUGGAUGUGUUGGAAAAGAACAGAAAAGAACAACUGGAAAAAUAUUAUCCUAAUCUUAUAUGCACUCAAAGCCUUGGUCAUAUGGCAAUUACAUCAGAACGCCUCCACAAACAAUCUGUUGUUAUCAAACAAAUAUGCAAAUUGUUUCCACAACGCAAGGUGAAUAUAGAUGGAGAGAGAAAAGAUGGAUUGAGUGGACAAUAUGAUCAAAUUUGCAAUGCAAAAUUACCAAGGGGACUUGAUCCACAUUCUGUUCCUUCAGAUGAGCUUGCUGCUUCUUUAGGAUAUAUGGUGCAGCUUCUUAAUCUGAUUGUUCACAAUGUUGGUGCUCCUGCACUUCAUAACUCAGGUUUUGCGGGUUCAUGCUCCCGUAUAUGGCAACGUGAUUCUUAUUGGGAUGCACGCCCUUCCUCUAGAAGCAACGAGUACCCACUUUUCAUACCCAGACAAAACUUUUGCACAACGGGUGUAGAAACAUCAUGGUCAGACAAAAGCUCAAGUAAUUUUGGAGUUGCUUCAAUGGAAUCAGAAAAGAAGGCUCGUUUGGAAUCUUCUAGUAGCUUCAGUUACACCUCAGCAUCCCCUCAUUCCCUUGAAACACACAUGGAUUUACAAAAAGGAAUUUCACUUUUGAAAAAAAGCGUCGCAUGUGUAACUGCUUAUUGCUACAACUCAUUGUGCCUUGAAGUUCCUCCUGAUGCUUCUACUUUUGAAGCCUUUGCUAAAUUGUUAGCCAUGCUUUCUUCCUCUAAAGAAGUUAGAACUGCUGUCUCCUUGAAAAUGGCUUGUUCAAGAUCAUCGAAACAAGUUCAGCAGUUAAACUAUUCAGUAUGGAAUGUGAAUUCAGCUAUCUCUUCAAGUACUUUACUUGAAAGCACACAUACUUCAUCUUCCAUGAGAAGUACACAUGAUAAAAGUCUUUAUGCUAAUGAAACUGGGGCCCACAACCACAAUGGAGGGAAAAAAGAAACACUUACGGAAGGGUGGGAUCUGGUGGAGCAUCCUACUUUGCCUCCUCCUCCAUCCCACACUGAAGAUGUGGAACAUUGGACUCGAGCCAUGUUUAUUGAUGCAACCAAGAAGUAAGAAAAGGGUAUAAUGGUCAUUUACUCAUCGGGGAAAGUAGCUGUUGGAAUGAUUGGGGGAAAGUUAUAUUAUAAAAAGAAAUAUGUAAAUAGGAAAUGAUUCCAAGUUUGUACAUAUGGAGGCUUUUAGUCUGAUUUAUCAACAAUCUUAUCAUAUUAUUAUAAUGAGUAGAUUACACGAAUGGUUCCUAUGGUUUUGGGUAAGGUGAUAGGGUGGGGUUAAAGAUGUGUUUAUUUAAAUAAAUUAAAAAAUAAAAG